AUGGCUAGCCUGCAAGGAAAAGUCAUCGCUAUCACUGGCGCGGCGUCAGGCAUUGGCCUCGCAACGGCCAAACUCCUCGCCCAACACGGGGCUCCCCUCUCUCUCGCGGAUCUUAACGAGACCCGGCUGGCAGAUGCUGCAACGGAAAUUCGUCAACUCUAUCCCAGCGAUGUUAGCUUGCACCCUGUCCUCACCACUGUCGUCGAUGUCCGGUCCUUAGAAGCCUGCCAGAGUUGGGUCGCCCGAACCACCACCCACUUCAACCAACCACUCGCAGGGGCAGCCAAUCUCGCGGGUGUCUUUGGAAAAAGCAUUGGGCAAGAAGUAGGUGCCGUGCGCAACAUGACAGAGUCCGAAUUUGAAUUCGUGUUGGAUGUCAACUGCAGGGGCACAUUUAAUUGCCUACGGGCCGAGUUGCCAUCUAUGCAAACCGGCUCUAGUGGUCGGAAUGGGGGAAGUAUUGUCAAUGCCGCCAGUAUUGCGGGAAUAGUGGGCGUUGAACACAACGGACCAUACGUGGCAAGUAAGCAUGCUGUGGUUGGAUUGACGAGGACGGUGGCCAAGGAAGAGGGUAAGAGGGCUAUUCGUGUGAAUGCUAUCGCUCCGGGGAUCAUCACCACACCGAUGAUCAGUCAGAUCGAAGCCUGCGCCGGGACAACCGAGCUCUUUGGUCAGGGUGAUCCGGGGGCGUUGGCAAGAAAGGGUGAUGCCGAGGAAGUGGCCGAUGUGGUGGUCUUUUUGCUAAGCCAGCAGAGCAGCUUUGUGAAUGGAGUGGUCAUUCCCAUCGAUGGGGGAUGGAUGUGUUGA
Penicillium vulpinum is the source of this 807-nucleotide messenger RNA. RefSeq names its product SDR family NAD(P)-dependent oxidoreductase. NCBI's taxonomy places the organism in Eukaryota, Fungi, Ascomycota, Eurotiomycetes, Eurotiales, Aspergillaceae. The record is from RefSeq and is a predicted model, not a curated record. The transcript has 2 exons. Gene Ontology annotation, molecular function: oxidoreductase activity. The coding region runs from base 1 to 807 and encodes 268 amino acids.